Tripterygium wilfordii is the source of this 1572-nucleotide messenger RNA. RefSeq lists its product as uncharacterized. NCBI's taxonomy places the organism in Eukaryota, Viridiplantae, Streptophyta, Magnoliopsida, Celastrales, Celastraceae. The record is from RefSeq and is a predicted model, not a curated record. Bases 289 to 1269 code for a protein of 326 amino acids. Gene Ontology annotation, biological process: developmental process involved in reproduction. The transcript is spliced from 9 exons.
CCCAAAAUGAAGUAACGAACACGCUCCUCUCUCUCUCUCUCUCUCCUCCUUUCUCCUCGCACACAGAAACUCUUUCUUCCUAUAACUUGAAUUUCCAUUUUCCCGCAACUUUUCUCUGCUCCGAAUCACCAACGUUUGCUGCAAUCUUCACCAAUACUCCUUACUCUCUGCAAGGGUCUCUGUAAUUACUGUUCUUUAUGAUCUCUAGAUUCAAUCUAAGGUCUCUUGGUUUAAAUACCAUUAUCAUCAAUCUUCUACGUUAGGCUGUCGAGGAAUCGAAGGACAGAAAUGGAGGCUUUGUACAAGAAGCUGUAUGAUAAGUACAGUAAGCUCAAGACGAAGAAAAUUUUCGAGUUGGAUGAACUCAAUAAAGAGCAAGAGGUGAAGUUUCUUAAUUAUGUAUCUGCUGCGGAGGAGUUAAUACAUCAUUUGAGAAGCGAAAAUGACCGACUGCGUGUGCAAGUUAAUGAAUUGAGAAAUGAAACGGCUUCAAUAAGGUCCACCAAGGAUGGACAAUGUGCGGAGUACCAAAAGCUUUUAUUAGAGGAGAACCAAAAAAAUAAAACGCUAUCCGAAGAAGUUGAGAGGCUCCAAAGGCUGAAUCAAGAGGGGCUCUCUUCCAGUUCAAAGAGUGCCAACACUGAUAAUGUACAACUGAAUACAACUCAUGGUACUCAAGUUGUUUCAGGAAAGGCAUCCAUCGGCUCAAGCAGAAGAAUGACAAAAAAGCGCAUCCGGGAAUCUGGGGUUGAGACUGAUCUGCCUAAUGGCCCUAGCAAAAGAAUGACAAGAAGCCAAAGCCAUGAACCUGGGGCUGUUAGUGAUGGUGUUGAUGAUGCCAUUGUAAGAGAUACAGUAGAGGACUUAUCUGAGAAAACUGUGUUCAGUGGGGCUCUUGCAUAUGAUCAAUUGCCGGAAUGCUGUAAAAGAAUUGCUAAUGGAUCAGGCGGUGAUAUUAACGAACAGGGCCCAGCUAAUUGUCUGUUCCAAGCUUUUGUUGAGUACUUAUUGGGCAUGAAAUUGUCUGCUAAGAGUCAAAGUGAAGGAAUAUCCAUUUCAGUUGUGCAUCAGUCCAGUGGUUACUCAUUCAGUUUAACAUGGGUUAACAAAGCUGCUGGAGGGGAAUGUGAGUUGCUGUAUCGUGUCUUAUCGCUUGGUACAUUUGAGAGGGUGGCACCAGAGUGGAUGAGAGAGAUGCUGAGGUUCAGCACAAGCAUGUGCCCAAUCUUCUUUGAAAGAGUAGCCCGUGUGAUAAAGCUGCAGUGCUGAUGGUCUGUUGCUAAUUUCUCUUGAUAAUGCUUAUAUUUUUCUAUCCAAGACAAUGUGGUUGUGAUUAGUCUGUUGUCUGAAUACUGUUUGUAUAUGCGGCUAAGAUGAUUUUAGGUUUCCUGCAUGCUUUUUCACAAUUGUCAUGUGGGUAAUCAGAACUUAAUGAUGUGUAAAUUCAGCUUUUUCACAAUAUGUUUCCAUCCCCAUCACUAUGAAUUGGUCUUGUAAGAUGGGUAAACUAGGGCAUUUUCAUUGAUUUAGAUUUCUUGGCUGAAGUAUGAUAAUUGUUACUGUAUUUGCCUA